CAGCGUGGCCGGGGCUCCCGGGCCGAGCGCUCCCGGCGUGGCCGCCCGUUCCCCCCAUUUUACCUCUCCUGCUUUUUCUUUUCCCGGGCGUUUCUUCCCUGGGGAAGUCGAAAGGCAACUCGGAAUCCGCAGGAGGCGGCGGCCGGGACCGCGGGCGGUGCGGGGGCUGCCCGGGCGGUGCGGGGGCUGGGAACGCUUCAGGUGGCAGAGACCUGGGCUCUGCCUGCCCUCCCGUGCCCGGAGCCUCCUGCCUGGGACUGGGACAAGGACGAUCCGCCGGGUUUGGCUGGGAAGAAGAAUGCCGACACGAAUAUGAGGUGAGCCCUGUCCUGUGCUUGCCGCGGUGCCUCGGUGCUCCUGUUGGACGGCUGGGGACGGGGACUUGCCUCUCACCAAGCCACUUCCGUAGACAAAAUGAAGCCAAGGAGGAGCUUUCCACCACGCUGGAGCCACAGUGACUGCUGCCCAAUUUAAAGCCCAGGCCAGACUGUGCCCCGGCUGCCUGGCGAGAUGAAAGAAGUGGUGUUGUGGUCACCCGAGGAGGUGACAAACUGGCUAAUGGAAAACGCCGUGCCAGAAUAUUGUGAGCCACUGAAGAGCUUCACCGGGCGGGAUCUGAUCAACCUCACCGAGGAGGAUUUUAAGAAGACUCCUCUCUCCCGGGUGUCUUCUGACAGCGGCCAGAGGCUCUUGCACAUGAUUGAAACUUUGAAAAUGGCUGACCACAUGGAGGCUCACAAAAACGGGCACGUCAACGGGCACGUCCGCGUCGGCGGGAGCAAAACCCCCCGCGAGAACGGCUUCAGCAGCAAACUGAAGCUGAACGGGACGCCUAAUGGGUAUAAGAAGGAGAUGAUAAAGAUCCCCAUGCCAGAGCCAGAGCGCUCGCAGUACCCUAUGGAGUGGGGCAAGACUUUCCUGGCUUUUAUUUAUGCACUUUUUUGUUUCGUCUUUACCACAGUGACUAUCUCAGUCGUUCACGAACGAGUGCCUCCCAAGGAGGUGCAGCCUCCCCUACCAGAUGCAUUUUUUGAUCGCUUUGAUCGGGUGCAAUGGGCUUUUUCUAUCUGUGAAAUCAACGGCAUGAUCCUUGUAGGACUGUGGUUUGUUCAGUGGCUGCUCUUGAAGUACAAGUCUAUAAUUAGCAGAAGGUUUUUCUGUAUCGUUGGCACACUGUACCUGUACCGCUGUAUCACCAUGUAUGUGACUACACUCCCAGUACCUGGCAUGCAUUUCAAGUGCUCUCCAAAGCUUUUUGGAGACUGGGAAUCUCACCUGCGAAGGAUAAUGAAGUUGCUUGCUGGGGGAGGAUUGUCCAUCACAGGGUCCCACAACAUGUGUGGUGACUACCUGUACAGCGGGCACACGGUCAUCCUCACGCUCACCUACUUGUUUAUCAGAGAGUAUUCCCCUCGGCGACUCUGGUGGUAUCACUGGUUUUGCUGGGCACUCAGCAUAGUUGGGAUGUUCUGCAUCCUCCUUGCUCAUGACCACUACACUGUGGACGUGGUGGUGGCUUACUACAUCACUACAAGACUUUUCUGGUGGUACCACACAAUGGCCAACCAGCAAGUGCUAAAAGAAGCUUCCCAAACAAACCUCCUUGCAAGGGUCUGGUGGUACAAGCCCUUCCAGUACUUUGAAAAGAAUGUCCAAGGAAUUGUACCUCGUUCCUACUACUGGCCCUUCCCCUGGCCGGUGCUGCACCGGGGCAGGCAGGUGAAGUACAGCCGCCUGCUGGGUGACACAUAACGGUGUGUCUGGGGACAGCGAGGGGAAAGGACCUGUCCCAAGUGCUAAGAACUCCAGAAGAGAAGAUGCCAUAAAAAAAAACAACCCACAAAACCAACCCCCUCCUUAACCCUUCCUCUUAACAGCUCCCUGUUCAGUUACCUGGUAAGCACUGUGAUCUUUUUUUCCUCUCCAAAGGACCCGCGUUGGACAAGAAUAAAGAGAGUGGAACUUGUCGUGCACUGUUACACAUUUCUGGGUAGUAGAUUUGGGAUUUGCAGUCACCCCAUCCCCAUGUUCCUUUCUAUUAGAUGCGACAGCAGAAAUGAAAACUUUUCUAAUCCUAAGUUCCUGGUCUUUCCAGUCACGUCUGGGAAUAAAGCCUAUUAUUUUCUUGGGAAAACAUACUUUUCGUAUCUCUUGCCCCAAAGAUUGGGCUCUAAGCCAUUUUCUAGCAAAUGACUCUGUGAAGGUUUCUAAAUACCUGCCUUGGGUAACAGUGGAGAGAUCUUUCUACCUGUUGCACCACGCGACGAGUGAGAGACACAGGAAGGUUUUGGUGAUCUUGAUUUUUGUAGAAUCUGCAGUGACUGUGUCCAAAAAAGUGCAAAAAAAAACAUUAAAAAAAAAAAAAAGAAGAAAAAAAAAGUUGUAAAGUGAUUUUCUAAGUAUUUCCUAACUUUAUUUUUCAAGAUGUGUAUGAAAAUUAAAUUUAAAAAAAAAAAAAGAGAGUUUUUACAUGUCAGAGAAUAGAGAGUUAAAAUUUAAAGAAUAAGCUUCUUGGGAGAGAGAGAUUUGUCUAUGUUUCUAGUGCCUUUCUUGUCUUGAUUGUAUGGUCAGUAGGCAGUCUUAAAUGUUUUUAUUUAAAAUAAAGUAUUCCAUGAAAGCAGAAUUAUAUAUACUGUAUAAUUACUAAUUUUUUUUUUGCAUUUAUAGCUAAAUUAAACUGGAAAUUUGCUUAUAAUGUUGAAAUUGCCAUGUGGAGGGGGGGGAGGAAACCAGGUGAAAAGGGUCCAACCUUGCUCACACAUUGUGGGCAGGUCACACUAAAAGGUUUCACUUUAUUCUCUACUUGGUAGCUGUGUUUUAAAAAGAAAAACAGCCAUGAAUUCCUUUUUUUUUUUUUUUUAAGAGUUUUACAAAUGAUCACUGAGUGAACGACAAAUGGUUUCUCCAUCCCCUGUGGAAACGUUGUUGGAAAACAACAAGGAUAAACCUGUUUCUUUCAACUACUUGUGCAGAAGCUGCAUGUGAUUCUAAAUUUCACACUGUUAUGUUUGGGGAAGUGUUCUCUCCCAAACUUGCCAAUGUGCAGAGCAAAAGAGUUUGUUGGUUUUUUUGUUGGUUUUUUUUUUUUUUCUAAGAAUGAAGAGAAAAUAUAUAUAUAAGUAUAUAUAUAUAUCCAUUCUGUAUUUUACGUGAAGCAGAGUUUGUAGGGCUUUUAUUUUAUUUUAUUUUUUUUUUUUUGGUGUAUUCACCAGGUGAUAUUUGUAUUUGUAAAAAUGACGACGGUGAAGGAAAAUAAAAAAGGCUUUGGAAAAAAAUGUAGUUUCCUUUUAUCUUCUUGAGGGUCAGGAAUGGAAAGCUGGGUUUACUCUUUUGCAACCCUUGCUUUUCAGUCGCUGUGUAAAUUAUUGCACUUGUAGGCCAGAGGAAUUUGGACUGGAUGGAAACUGCAUUGAUUUCGAAGGGCUGCUUGAGGUGGGCAAACCUAGUGCCUUAAAGAAAUGCUAUGCAAUAGAUGCUGGGCUUUGGGAGCUGGGAGAGGCUGGGAGAAGCUGUCCUGGGAGCCAUCACCAGGCCUUGAAACAUCUACCCCCAAAACCUGCUGGGAUGGAGCACGUUGGAGGCUACAGAGCCCCAGGCCUGGCAAAAAAAGUGCAAUGUCUGUGAGUGACCUGGUGGUGACAGGGUCGUUCCUUCUGCUUUCUGGGGAUGGGUUGGCUCUACUUCUCUGCCCUGUUCCUCAGCCUUGGCCAAGAACUGCUGUGCAGAACUGAUGGAGUGUUACUUCUGCCUGGCUGUUGGGUGCUGAAUCAGACCAACCUGUUUCUUACCCAGUUCCCUUUCUCCCUGUGCGAGGAGGGGGUUUCUUUGUAUCUUGGCAAAACCCUUUGCAGAACUGGCUGUGGGUUCUGGGCUCUGACUUCCGUUCACGGUGGUCUCGUUGCAACUUUGUGGUUGAAAAUAAUUUUUAAGAAGAAAAGCUCCUUCCCCCAGAUGAUUGCUGGAGGGAACUCACACUCCCAGAGAUCAGUGACCAAGUAGAUUUUUCAAGGCCUGGCACAUCAUGCACAUCAGAACCAUCAUUGACAUCAGGAAAUGUAUGGAUUUCUGCACAUGCCAUUAAAUGGAGAUCUGCUGAA
Molecule: messenger RNA, 4097 nt
Organism: Apus apus (common swift)
Lineage: Eukaryota; Metazoa; Chordata; Aves; Apodiformes; Apodidae
Gene: SGMS1
Product: sphingomyelin synthase 1
Exons: 6
Coding region: 511-1752 (413 amino acids)
Biological process (GO): sphingomyelin biosynthetic process; ceramide biosynthetic process
Cellular component (GO): Golgi membrane; endoplasmic reticulum membrane
Molecular function (GO): protein binding; ceramide cholinephosphotransferase activity; sphingomyelin synthase activity
Source: RefSeq, a predicted model, not a curated record